AUGCUAGAGCUAAUGUUGGGCCAAAUCGCGAACUAUUGUCCAAUAAUCUCUCAUAACACUAUUGUGAAAAAUAGCAUAUCAAUUGAGUUCAUAUGGAAUAUUAUUCGCCUGCAUUUUGGUUUUCAAGCUACUGGUGCCCAUUAUGUGGAUUUUAACAACAUCAAGCUACAACCUGAUGAGCACCCUGAGGACCUGUAUCAACGUCUUAUGGCAUUUGUCAAGGACAGUCUCCUGAGUUCUAGUGGUAACAUCACACAUCACAAUGAGCAAAUUACAGAAGAUGAGGAACUUUCUCCCACUUUGGAAAAUUUUGUUGUUCUCACAUGGCUUCGCCUUAAUGCUUAA
Paramuricea clavata is the source of this 345-nucleotide messenger RNA. The record is from the annotation of a GenBank genome assembly. NCBI's taxonomy places the organism in Eukaryota, Metazoa, Cnidaria, Anthozoa, Malacalcyonacea, Plexauridae.